AUGUCGAACCUCAUCCCGUCCACAUUCCGGAGUACGCAAUCACAAGCUCCCGUUCGUUCGGGCGACUCUCCCGGCGCACUGGCCUCGACCGAGUGCGAAUUUUGUCGUCUCAGCGGCACCGCGACCUUUGCCUUCGUCAGUCUGUACGCCUUCAACCAGGCUCGCAAACCUCCCUAUAGACCGCUGGGGAGGAUUGUGGCCGUUUUGGGGGGAACAGGUGCGUUUGCACAGGUUUGACGAGGCGAACGAUGUCAUGUGCUGACCCGGCCCAUUUUAGGUUUCUUGGCCGCUGCGGUGGGGAGAUGGAAUGUCGUUCAGUCGACACCACCGAAACAAGAUGAACCAGUUACGUCUCGGCUGUGA
Molecule: messenger RNA, 363 nt
Organism: Microbotryum saponariae
Lineage: Eukaryota; Fungi; Basidiomycota; Microbotryomycetes; Microbotryales; Microbotryaceae
Source: the annotation of a GenBank genome assembly